Molecule: messenger RNA, 2100 nt
Organism: Trifolium pratense (red clover)
Lineage: Eukaryota; Viridiplantae; Streptophyta; Magnoliopsida; Fabales; Fabaceae
Product: protein DA1-related 2-like
Exons: 12
Coding region: 383-1924 (513 amino acids)
Molecular function (GO): ubiquitin binding
Source: RefSeq, a predicted model, not a curated record
AAUUGUCAAUCACAAUAUCUAGAAUUUUAUUAUAUCUCAGCAUUACACAAAUGAUUCUCUCUGCAUUACAAUCCACCGUUGCUUAAUAUUCUUUCUCAACAAACAAGAACCUAUCUCUCUCUAUCUAUUCUUAUUCCAUUCUAAUCUUUCUGGUUUCAAUUCCCUUACUUUAUCUUCAUUGCUUUCCAAGCCAAGAAUCUCUCCUUCUACUGAUUCUUCUCCCUUCUUUUUCAACCAUGUUUCAUCACUCUUCUUUUUCACCUCUCUCUCUCUCUCUCCAAACCCUUCUUUUUCUCUCUCUCUCUCCAUCAUUUUCAUUUUCUCUUCCUCUCACAUAACUUAACCACAAAAUCUAUACAUAUAAGCUUCCAUCAUCAUCAUCAUGGCUCCUCCUCCUUCAGAUAUCAAUCAUCUUUCUCACCCUUGCAUAUAUGGUGAUUUUUCUUCUUCAUACUCAGAGAGGAAGUCUGGUUUUAUGAAAUGGUUUGGCAAGAUUUUCAAAAUUGGGUCAAAUAGAGGAAGGAGUGGCGGUCAUCAUCUACAACAACCUAUAGACGAAAACAUGUCUUGGCGAGCUCCACCGAGAUCCUUGGAUAACCGUGGUAGAUCUAAGAAGGAGGAAGAGGAUUUGAACAAUGCAAUUGCACUUUCUUUAAGUGAAGAUUUAAAGAUACCAGCAGGAUAUAGAUGGCGAACGGGAGCUGAUGAUGAUUACGCAAAGGCACUUCAGGAUCGCACAAACUCGUCUCUACACCCUCCAUAUGCUCCUUUACCGUUUUAUCCCCGGGGAUACAGUAUGCCAUCACAAGUCAGAAUAUGUGGAGGCUGCAACAAGGAGAUACACUAUGGUAAUUGUUUGGGAGUUGAAAAUAGUUAUUUUCAUCCAGACUGCUUUCGGUGUCACUCUUGUCAUCAACCUAUUACCGAGCGCGAGUUUUCUUUGUCAGGGAAGCAUCCAUAUCAUAAGUAUUGCUUUAAAGAAUUGAGCCAUCCUAAAUGUGAAGUUUGUCAUCAUUAUAUACCUAUAAAUGGUUCUGGUUUGAUUGAGUAUAGGUGUCAUCCCUAUUGGAAUCAAAAGUAUUGUCCAUCUCACGAAUAUGAUAAUACAGCUCGCUGUUGUAGCUGUGAAAGAUUAGAGUCUCGGGGCGAACGGUACUUUAGAUUAGAUGAUGGACGGAUUUUGUGCUUCGAGUGCAUGGAAUCUGCAAUAACAGAUACCGGUGAAUGUCAACCUCUUUAUCAUGCUAUUAGAGACUAUUACGAAGGAAUGAAUAUGAGAAUCGAUCAACAAAUCCCUAUGCUUCUAGUUGGGAGAGAAGCACUUAAUGAAGCCAUUGUUGGAGAAAAGAAUGGUUUCCAUCACUUGCCAGAAACAAGAGGCUUAUGCCUUUCAGAAGAGCAGACUGUCACCAGCGUACAUAGAUGGUCAAAAAUUGGUGGCCAUCGAUUAAUAGGGAUGCGAAGUCAACCACAAAAGUUGAUUCGAAAAUGUGAAGUUACAGCUAUUCUUGUUCUCUAUGGUCUUCCGAGGUUACUCACAGGUGCUAUCCUUGCCCAUGAGUUGAUGCACGGUUGGUUACGCCUCAAAGGUUACCGCAACCUUGAUCCUGCAGUAGAGGAAGGUAUCUGUCAGGUUCUUUCUUACAUGUGGCUUGAAGCAGAAGUCAUGUCAGGUUCUAGAACCAUGCCAUCGACAUCAACGGCUUCUUCCUCGUCCUCGUCCUCGUCCUCCUCCUAUUCAUCAAAGAAAGGUGUGAAAUCCAAAGUUGAGAAUAAGCUAGGCGAAUUCUUCAUGAACCAGAUUGCCAAUGAUUCUUCCCCAGCUUAUGGUGGAGGCUUUAGAUCAGCUAAUGCAGCUGUUAAUAAAUACGGUUUACGUUGUACUCUCGACCAUAUUCGUUUGACUGGUCAAUUACCACUAUAAUAAGAACAACUUCUCUAAGGAGUUCGGAUUGUAGUCUUUGAUGUUGGAUUGGUUUAAAUCCAACGCAGAAAAUUGGAUAGCUUCUCCUCCUGCUAUUUCGUGCUCGUGAGGAGAAGGUCUGUUCUAUAAGAAUAUCGAAAUAUAAAUUCACUACUAUUAUACUUGCCAUGUUACAA